GUCGAGGCUAGUCUGUACGCGAGAUCUAUGACUUUUACCUUGAAAUUUUGUAAUCUCUGCUGCAAUUUCGUUGGAAAUGGAUGGCAGGCCCUUUUCUAAUAUAGCAAAAAGGACAGCUAGAGCGUUUUGUGUAGCUCUAUGUGCACGCUCAGCUCUGAAGCUACUCAAACGGCUGCCCUCUAGACCGUUAUUGCGGCUAAGUGUUUCAGAUCUAUUAGACGGCAGGCCUACUACCGACGAUUGUCGCUUUCCACUCUUUCUUAGUUUCUACUCAGCGUCAUACCAAAUCAUCGAUAAGCUGUUGCACUUUUGCAGAAGGACACGGGAUGGUUGUAAUGCUAUUGUUGCAGCUUCUCUUGCUGGCCCUUCCAUCAUUCUGUUGGAUAGUUCAGAUGGACACACCAUUGUACUGUUUGCAUUAGCCAGAAGUCUAGAAGCUUUGUUCAACACAAGUAUAAAGCGUGGAUAUCUCAAACAGCUGCCAUUUGGUACUCUUAUACUUUUUUCUGUGUGCCACUGCAUUGUUUGUUGUGCCGUUCUUCGGAAGCCUAACCUCUUACCAAAAAGCUACUAUAAAGCUCUUCUGAAGUAUUCUGAAUGUUUUGAUGAUAACAUUGCUUCAGUAAUGUUUCGACAGUCUACAUAUGUGCCAUGUGAAAGAAUUCUUCAUAAAGGCAUGAGUUGCUGGCAACAUAUAACCUACACUGCAAUACGAAUUUUUGCUCAGUUUGUCAAGUUCUACUCUGUCCUCUAUGGUGUGGGGGUCAUAAUGCAACCUAAAAUAUUAAGAAAACCCGUUUCUACAUUCAAGACGCUUGCACGUAAUGUUCUCAAUUCUGCUUUAUUUUUUUCUGUGGAUGCAAGUGUAUUCAUGGGAUUGGUGUGUGUCCUCAGGAAGGCUGUAGGUACAGCACCCUUACCGGUAAGCGUUGCUGUCAUCAGCAGCACUCUGGCGUCUUUUGCGCUACUUAUAGAACGACCUUCCAGACGUCUGGAGCUAACCAUGUUUAUGGUACACCAUACGCUACACAUUAUUCACUCGUGGCUGAAUGACCUACGCCUUAUCAGGCAAGCUGGUAGCUCACUGAAACGCUUGACAAAGGUUUUAGUUUUCUGUUUAUCAAUGAUGCCCAUAAUGCACGCAUAUGAGAGGGAGAGGAGCUGUAACUCUUCAUUGAUGAAUGGUGUCUUGUCAUUUGUGGUGUGAUAAAGUACUAGACCGGCUGCAAUAUUUUUUCAUGUAUUUAUAUAUAUGUUGGUUGUCUGAGAUUUACAAGUCUGCUUUUCAUACAGCAGUGCAGCUUGAGUGAAUUUGGUUGCAUCUCAUUGAUAGUAUUACUGCUUUUGCAUUUCUGUUUGGCACUGCUGUACUAUCAUGUGCACGUGCGAGAUUUCCUCUGAUGGGUUUCAAAAUUGAUAUCAAAUCAAA
Messenger RNA from Corticium candelabrum, 1429 nucleotides. RefSeq lists its product as uncharacterized. Lineage: Eukaryota; Metazoa; Porifera; Homoscleromorpha; Homosclerophorida; Plakinidae. The record is from RefSeq and is a predicted model, not a curated record. The transcript has 4 exons. Bases 77 to 1207 code for a protein of 376 amino acids.